UGGUUAUCAGUCUGUAGAGCCAGUCUGUGUCGACGCGCCUCCGAGGUCGCAUUCAGUGGCUGAAAAUCUGAAAACGCGCUGAAAAUACGUUCAAAAUAUAUUGUUCAUUCUGUGAAAUAGUGUGUGUAAUCAAUCUGGAUAUUUUUUUCAGACGUAACCACCGCUCGCGUUACGCUGAUUAGAUAAGAUAAAAAGAUGUGACAAGGACAGAUAAUAUUCAUAGCGAUGUGGAAACAGAACGUCAACAGUGCAGUGAAAAAUUGAAAUCAAUGUGUCAAAAAAUGCUAUAAAUUCAAAAAACAACCAAUGAAAAUCAUGAUCACGUAACAAUGGUGGCCAAAUUCUAAUUUCAAAAUAUGAGUGCGUGUUCUACUUCAAAUUAAGAAUAUGUGCUAAAAAAAAAAAAAGAAUGUGCGUUUAGUGUUUCCUCAAAAUGGAAUCGUGCAACCAAACUCUUUUUUGAUAAUGACAAGACAAUAAAGUCAAAGUUUUUAGUGGGAAGUGUUAAAUAAAAUGGUGUAUUAGUGACAGUGAAAAAUGGGUUGUCAGUUGGGGAAAUUAGCGGCUUCUGAGAGGCGGGGCAACAACGCUGGGCCAGCGAUCAGUGAUGGGCCUCCUCCGGCCACCGACCCUCGGCUGCCGUUGACGGCGAAGCAGAAAUACUCCAUGCUCGCAUCAUGGAAGGGUAUUUCCAGGGCUAUGGAGAAGACUGGCAUCUGUAUGUUUAUAAAAUUAUUCGAAGAAAACCAAGAUCUUCUAAAUAUGUUCGAGAAAUUUCGCCAAUGCCGGACGAAGGAAGAACAGAUCAACUCUAUGGAGCUCGCAGAACACGCCAACAAUGUCAUGAACACCCUGGAUGAGGGGAUCAAGGGUCUGGAUGACCUGGACAACUUCUUCGGCUAUAUUCACCAAGUUGGAGCCAGCCAUAGAAGAAUACCUGGAUUUAAAGUGGAAUAUUUUUGGAAAAUCGAAACACCGUUCCUAGCCGCCGUGGAGUCAACUUUGGGCGACCGCUACACGCCCAACGUGGAAAACAUCUACAAAAUCACCAUCAAGUUCAUCUUAGAAACGCUCAUAGAAGGCUACGAGGCCGCCGGCAAGCCUGCCACGUGAGCUCAACCAUGUACAGAAUCAAAUAAUACAUAAUAUAACACAAAACGCGAACAAAACUAAACAAAAAAGUUAGUCUUCUACAUAAUCAAUCAACCGACAAGCAGCCGCCAUGAUGGAAUCGAAAUUUUAAAAUGGAACCCUCUUUCCAAAAUCGAAAUCGGAUUCGCUGCAAAUAAAUUAAUGUCAAUUUUAAAACGAGAUUUUUAAAGUGAAGUGUACAGACGUUUAUAAAUGCAUCGUGAAUAAAUUAAUUAUUUGUGUAUAAUGUGAAUAAAAAUUCUAUAAUUGUGUAUAGUUGUCACUGUUCUUUUUCGCUCGUCUGUAUUUAGACUGGUUUAGCAUAAUGGGACUAACAGUUCAGUAAGGGAACAUAUAACUGAGUAUUAGAGCGCUUUUUUGAUUAGAUACAUAAUUUUAAUGAUAGGAACAAAAUGUAGAUAAACAUAGUAAAAAAAUGUGUGUUAAAUUAAGGAAUUUUAAACCAAAAUAACUUUUUUAAAUGUCGCAAAACGCUUGUUAGUACUAAUUUAAUGAUAAUCAUUAUUUAUUUCUAAUGAUAUUCUUCUUAACGUCCUCGAUGUUGGCUGGACCAACUGUUUUUGUUUAAAUUUUAUAAAUUCGGCAUAAUUAUUGUUAAAUUGCGUCUUCCGUGUGUGAAUGUUGUAAGAUUUAGAAUAAGUUUCAAAUUAUACAAUUAAUAAAAUAAAAAAAUAUUGUCUAUUAUUGUUUAAUCCAUCAUGUUAUCAGCACGGAAGAUUUUGUUUCAAUUUAUUAAUUUUCUAUUUAAUUAAACGCGCAAAUUAUACCAUACAUAUUAUGUUAUAUUUAUAUUAAUUUUAUAAUAAUAUUUAUUAAGGAAUUUUCUGAUUACCUCUUUGCACAAAAAUGUAAGCAAACAUAUACAACUCCACUUUACAUUAUAAAUAAAUAUUUUCUGAAACCACCUUAUAAAAAAAAAGUACAUUAUAUAAAGUACUUGGAUUUUUCACGAAAGUUUCAUACUUCAGAUAAAUUAUUUUGUAUAGCGCAGAAACGACUGCAAAAUGUUUAUUUCUAGGAACUUAAAUGUUGAAAUGUUAAAAGUCCUUUUAAACUCUGUUUGUAGUGAAUAAUGAGCUGAAACAGGCUUCAUUGAAAGUUUUCCUCGCCUCUCUGGUUGUCCUUUUAUUUCAACUUGAAAAUACCCCGGGCAACUAUGAAGUAAUUAUUAGCCUUUUUAUUUUCCCACUACAGACCUCUUCUUAAACAAACAAGGAAUGGGCGUUAAUCACCACGUUUACCCGAGAUGGAUUUCAGACUUUAAAGUCCACGUUUUCUCAAAAAAAUUCUUCACCUAACCCUUUCAAAUAUCAAUGUAAUUUUUCUAAGGUUGAAUAUCCCUGUAGUGGGAUACUAAAUAAAAUGAAAAUGAAAGUAAAAUACCAAGUUGACAUUGAACUUAAAAAAAUAUUUAUAAGUUUUCACAAAAUAUCAAGCUAUCUAGGAGUGGUUAAAACGAACAAAGAAAAGGGAAUUAUAUAUUGUUAUAGCUGAGUGAAUAUCAUCUUAAAGGUGCGAGUGACAACAUAGCAACAGCUAAUAGAAUAGUAUCAAUCAAUUAUAUCAGUAGUAAUAAGAUUAUAUUCAAUAAUUUUUCGGCAUAUGUAUACAAUAUGAUUUAACAAUAUACAUAAUAUCAAAUUGAAGCACCUCGUCAAAUUAGGCGUUAAUUUAAUCCAAUAUACGAUUACGUUGAUUGGUAAUAUGGUAAGAUUCAGUCUUAAGCCGUAUUAGAUUAUACUAAUUGCAAAACACCUAUGUUUUUACGCACUGAAAAACAAUAUUUCAGUCAUGAAAAGUAUUUUUUUCCAUCUUCAGUCAAUUUAUUAUCAAAUUAGUUUAUCAUUAAAAACUGCUUGUCAAAUGACGGAAAUUAAUGAAAAUUUUGUAAUGAAUCACUUUUAACCAUUUAACUAUUGUUAACAUAAAACAAAAUAUUAUAACAAACGUUCAAGGCAUACCAUAAAAAACACUAUUUUUAUCUCAAUGACGUCACAAGAACCUAUAAACUAUACAAAAGAGCUCUCAAAAACCCCGGUAAAUAUAUUUCAUCAAAACAUAAACUUCUGCCAACAAAAAUAUAUAAACUGAGCAAAGUGAGGAAAAUAUAUGAGUUAUAGGCGAGCGAAUGAAAACCAUAUUAUGAGUGGAAACAUAUAAGAUUAAUGAGAAAUUCUAUAAGCUCUUAGUCUUUGAAAAGGUUGGUGUUUCAAAAUGGGAUUUAACUUCAUCGGCUUUCUGAAAUAUAAGCGAUAAAGGUCUAACGAAAGCAUUAAUUGUAUCGUACAUUAAUAUAUCAGUGACAAGUGAAAUUGAUAUAAAAUACUUGGCGAAUUUUAGUAAUGAAACACACUAAAGUUUCAAAUAUUUCUGAUUUUGCAGACGGGCAACUUUUCGUUGGCCCCGCUUUCAACUUUCUAACGACUACUGAAAUAAAAAUUUGACAGGCUUGAAAUAAGUAAAAACUAAUUCUAAAUAACACGUAGAUUAAUCACAGACAUCGUAAAAUCAACUUUUACUGCAUUUCAUGUACUGGCACUUGAUAAUGCUUAAAAUAAUCUCACGUUGAACAGAAAACUUAUUCCGUAAAGCGAUUCAACAAUAGCCCAGCCUUAACUGCUCAUUUUGAUCUCGAUCAAAACUAGGUUGACUGUCUUAAAGAAGGCAGCAAUUCAGUGGUGCGUCUAGACUAAAGUUGACAGUCAGUUGCGUUGCGAUGCCCUCACGCAACGCUCAAGUCGCAUUGCUGAGUUGACAAUGUGGCCGCCUGUGAAGGGAACUUGACAGACGGGCAACAUUCUGCUAGGUUAUUAAUAUACAACAUACAAAUGUUGUCUUCAAGUUGGAUUUUAAAGAAGAGUAUCAGAACAAAACUGGUUACUGUUCUUACUGUCGAAGCAGAUAGCAAAGCCAUACUCAUAUUAUGAGAUUGGAAAUGAAAGUUGCUUGAUUGAAAGUUUCAGUAAUAUAAAUAUCAAAACUUUUGCAGCAAUCGGUAGGUAAUCGUUUUCAGAUUAAGAAAAAAAUAAAAUAAAAUAUUAACGCAAAUAAACGUUUCCUCGUUUCGUCUCUCACGCAAACGCGCCACAGUUUUGCUACAAAAAGUUGCCAAGUGCUCAUAAAAUAUACGUUCAUUUUAAACAUAUUUUGCCACCUUCUAAUUUUAUGGGUAGUAUCAUGUUUGAAAGCAAAUUACUUUUUAUAAACAAAAGAAGAUUAAGUGGAAACAUCGAGAGCUCUUGUUUAAUAUUCAUUGUGUAAACAAAAUUAACUACUUUUAUACAUAACCUAAAAUCUAUACAGCAAAAGCUUAUUGUUGCUACAGGCUUCUAAUACAUACAUAAUAGAAAUGGGUUCCAGAAAAUGGUUUUUCAUUUAUUUUUUGGUACAGGAAAAUAAUUCAGUUUUUGUUAUGUUUGGGAAAUACACUUUCUUUUAUACAUAUGUUGCUAUUCUGUCACUCGCAUAUCUAAUCAAAGGAAACUCGGUAAAAUAAAUAAAAAUAUAGAGAGCGACAUUCUUGCAUUUCCAUAUAACUUAGAAAUGUAUAUGUCUUCUAAGGAGAGAAAUUAAGUUUCUCAGUUAUAAUCUAGUCCCUAAAAUCUAUUGGAAUUGAUAUCUUAUCUACAAAUGGUUGAAAUAAAAGGACAAACAAUUCUUCUAAGUUUAAUAAGUGUUACAAAAACCAUAUUAAGUAUUGUAUGUACGAUCGUUAUUAUUGUAAUAAGUACUUACUUAAGUAAAUAAGUUGUAUUUAUAAAUGAAUUGAAUUAAGCAAUGAAUGUGUUGUAUGUAAUAAACUGUAUAAGGUCGGUGUAAUAAAAUGUUAAUUUGAUUUGAAAUAAAUAUUAUUUGAAAAUUCAA
Messenger RNA from Helicoverpa armigera (cotton bollworm), 5016 nucleotides. Its product is annotated as neuroglobin. The transcript has 4 exons. Bases 538 to 1113 code for a protein of 191 amino acids. The record is from RefSeq and is a predicted model, not a curated record. Gene Ontology annotation, biological process: response to hypoxia; oxygen transport. Gene Ontology annotation, molecular function: heme binding; oxygen carrier activity; oxygen binding. NCBI's taxonomy places the organism in Eukaryota, Metazoa, Arthropoda, Insecta, Lepidoptera, Noctuidae.